Molecule: messenger RNA, 724 nt
Organism: Perkinsus marinus ATCC 50983
Lineage: Eukaryota; Perkinsozoa; Perkinsida; Perkinsidae
Exons: 7
Source: RefSeq, a predicted model, not a curated record
AUGGUUGGUACAGCGCCUCUGCUACACCACAUGUCGCCAUACAAGGCAUCUCCUAAGUGGACCUUGAAGGGGGAGGGCUGUGUUGAAGCACAGCGCCGUUUGGACCGGCAUGCGAAUAAGGUGCCUGGUCCAGGGAAGUAUGAUAUUAUCGGUAGAGUCGACCACACGUCGAAGUUCAGGACCUUGGCGAGGUCAUGUUCCUUUGGAUCGGCAUCACGCUUCGUGGACGAGCGGAGACCAACCACUUCUCCUGAAAAGAAACAAAGGAGUGGUAUAGAACCUGGUCCUGGUGCCUAUUCUCCCCCCAGCGACUUCAGCGGUAGACCCUUUACCUCUCAUGGGAACAUCACUUUCGGCACGGGAGGCAGAAUGUUUCCUAAGUGCAUGGAGAAGAUGGCACGGAACUCCCCAGGGCCCGGUAUUUACGAGAUUAGAAAUAAGAACCGCAAAGGGUCAGCAACCCUGAGCGAUCGAGCAAUUGGGGUCGCUGGUCGGCAUGAUUGGUACUACGACAAGGACAUUAUCGCCACUCGAGGGAAGCCAGGUCCGGGAACAUACGACUACAAGGUUGGAUCAGAGGAGCCGUGCAUGAGGUUUGGCACCAGCAAGAGGCCUCCUAUAUACCACAUUUCCUCUAGAGGUCAUCCCGGACCAGGUGCAUAUGAUUUGAAGUCGACCUUGGAAGGCCUUAAGUACACCUUCGCUGGUAGGGACAAAUAUGGAG